Staurois parvus is the source of this 258-nucleotide messenger RNA. The record is from the annotation of a GenBank genome assembly. Lineage: Eukaryota; Metazoa; Chordata; Amphibia; Anura; Ranidae.
AAUCUCCCCAUUGUGGGAGGGGCAGAGACACAAACUACUGCAGGGAAAUCUCCCCAUUGUGGGAGGGGCAGAGACACAAACUACUGCGGGGAAAUCUCCCCAUUGUGGGAGGGGCAGAGACACAAACUACUGCAGGGAAAUCUCCCCAUUGUGGGAGGGGCAGAGACACAAACUACUGGAGGAAAUCUCCCCAUUGUGGGAGGGGCAGAGACACAAACUACUGCAGGGAAAUCUCCCCAUUGUGGGAGGGGCAGAGAC